This is a messenger RNA of Larimichthys crocea (large yellow croaker), 4431 nucleotides long. RefSeq names its product insulin-like growth factor-binding protein 4. Gene Ontology annotation, molecular function: insulin-like growth factor I binding; insulin-like growth factor II binding. Gene Ontology annotation, biological process: regulation of insulin-like growth factor receptor signaling pathway. The transcript has 4 exons. Bases 570 to 1349 code for a protein of 259 amino acids. The record is from RefSeq and is a predicted model, not a curated record. Gene Ontology annotation, cellular component: extracellular region. NCBI's taxonomy places the organism in Eukaryota, Metazoa, Chordata, Actinopteri, Sciaenidae.
AGCCACUCGUGUUGAGCCUUUCUCAGGAGCGAGUCCUUUGCACUGCACACCAGCAAGAGGAGGAAACUGCAGCUGUUACUUGAAACACUGCCUUUUGAUGAUCUGCUUUGCAUUUGGACACUUGUAGACCAGAAUUUUUGGUGCUUCAUUAGAGAGCGGACGAGCCUCUGGACUCAGACUCGAAGAGACAGCAAGACUCACCUGAACACAGUGGUGGAUAUCUUUCCUGCAACUGUUCAUUUCAACAUAACAAAAACUAGUUCUUAUCACCACUACAUUCGCCAGCCGAGCAGAUCACGAACAGGCUCCAAUUUCUGCGCUGUGAAAUUGAAUCAGAGGAACGGAGAGGCAAUACAGCAGAGGCAUUGUGUCCCUGCAAUUGAAACACUAACCAGCUGAAAAUAUCAAAGACCAUCCUGGACAAAGCGUUCCUCUCAAACCACCCUUGUUGCUCUAAAAUCUGCUGUUGAAGUGAUCAAAAGCUGCACAACACUCAGAGAGGAGGGGGGAGAAAGCAAGGGGGGACCAGACACGAGGGCAAAGGAUUGCGUGCAGGUGCCGGGGCUGCCAUGGUGCGUGGUGUGGCAGUAGGGUCGUCCUGCUGGGGCUUUUGGGUGUUUGCCGCCCUGUCGCUGGUGGCGCUGUGCUUAUCAGAUCAGGCCAUCCGCUGCCCGGUGUGUUCCGAGGAGAGGUUGGCUAGCUGUCGUCUGCCGGAAGGCUGCGAGGAGACGGUGCGAGAGCCCGGCUGUGGCUGUUGCCCCACCUGCGCCUUGCCUAAAGGGGCCCACUGUGGUGUCUACUCACCCCGAUGUGGCACGGGCCUGCGCUGCUACCCGCCACGUGGCGUGGAGAGGCCACUGCACUCACUGAUGCACGGCCAAGGGGUGUGCACCGAUGAGAGGGAGGUGGAGGAGAACUCAGCGAUGGACAGGCAGGAUGAGAUCAUCCCCGAGCAUCCGAAUAACAGCAAUAUCCGGUGCAGUCCGCUGGAUAAGCGCUGCAUCCAGAAGACCCUGGCCCGACACCCUCCAAAAUACACAAACCAGAGAAGCAACACCGCCAGGGAGGAAACCAAGGCAGCACUGGCUCCGUGUCGUGCUGAGCUACAGAGAGCGUUAGACAGAUUGGCAUCAAAUACCCGCACACACGAUGAUCUCUUCACCAUCCCCAUACCCAACUGUGACAAGAAUGGAGAUUUUCAUGCUAAACAGUGUCAUCCUGCACGUGAUGGCCAGCGGGGAAAGUGCUGGUGUGUGGAUCAGAAGACAGGCAUGAGGCUGCCAGGGCCAUUGGAGCUGCGAGGGGAUCUGGACUGCCACCAGUUAAUGACUGCUACUCUGAGGGAUUGAGGAGUGAGGAGUGGCAGUGCAGUGGGGGGACGGGACCAGCUGAACUCUACUGGUGCUUAUUAGUAGAACGACAUGAGGAAAGGACUUCGCUCUAAAGCCUCGCUUCACCUGAGGCCAACGGUACUUGAGCUUGCGCAACAAAAAGGAAUCCAUUGAAUUGAGUUCUUUUGCUAUUUUGUUUCUUUGUGUGAGAGUAUGUGAUGUCUGAAUCUUUUGAGCACUCGUGUGUAUUGUUUCUACUAUGUGAACUUAAGACUGAUAGUCUUUAGACAUGUGUGCUUUGAGGUAACAGGUGGCAGAAAAAAAAAACCUUCCACAGAAAACAGUUGUAGUUGUGAUCUUUGUUAGAGAGCAAAUCGUGUUGUUUUCUCUUGUCUAACUUUAGUAUUCUUGAAAAGUAAGAAAAUGCAUCAACCCCACCUGAUAAUCAGACUGUUAUCAUCUGAUUUAGUCUUUCUGGAGCACUAGAUCAGUUUUCAGGAAUUACUGCAUCAGGACAACACAGAUUAUCAAUCAAAGGACCGUGUACUAGUUUUUCACAAAAUGUGUGUAAUUGGUUGUAACGUGUGGCUCUUAUUCUGCUGUCUUAUAUGUCGUAAAAAAACAAACAAAAAAAACACCCAUCUGUUAAGUAGGUUUAAACAAACCAUAAAAUGUGUUUGCAAAUACAAAGUCUAGUUCAGCAAUGACACAAGAGUAGUAAUAAAAGAUGGGAUGAGAGCAACAGAUAAAAUGACAAGAAAUAGGGGUAACAAAGGAACACAACAAUCCUCCGCCUUAAGUUACCAAAUCAGAAGCCAUAGCUUUUCACAAUAUCAAGGCCAAAGUGAAAAGUGAGAUUAGUUUGGAAAACUGUAUCUCUGAGAGACCAGAAUAGAUUUGCUUCAUCAACCUGCGGUUAACUCUUCAUCCUCUCUUUGCAGAUGAGCUCUCUGUAGCAUUGUGGUCCAGAAGGACUGGCAGAGUAGCCGGGCUACAAACUCUGUACGCUGCUGAUAGGAUAAUCUUAUUUCUCCAGCUGGUGCUAAGAUGCCAGUGUGACUCUCGUUUUGAAUAUGCUUCAACAUACAGGAUUUCUCUCCAAACAGGCUGCUUGGCAGAACUUUGAUGGUGCUAGAUACUGAAUGUGCCAAAAUACAAAAAAAAUAAAAAAUGGCUUCUGCACUUUUUUUGGACAUUGUUUAGGAUUGGAACAGAGGACAGGGAUUUUCAGGAAGUGGAGCAGUUAGCAUCAGCAAGUGUGAGGAUCACCUAAAUGUGUGACGAUCAGCACUAGCUACUGACAAAGGCUUUCCAUGUGUCUUGUUAAAAUAUAAAAGUAACAUCUCCACAUUGGCUUUGCACUAUCACACUAUCACUGCAGCUACCUGGCUGAAUGUGCCAUUGGCCAGUGUUGUAAGCAGAGGUUAAUACAUAGUAAUGAUUAAGCUUCUGGCAGCACAGCAACACGAAACUCUGAAUGGAGGACUCUAGUGUAUCAUGAUUAUGUGGAAACUGAAAACAUUGUGAGAUCAAUAGGUGAAAGUCUUCACCUAUUGAUCUCACAAUGUUUUCAGUUUUCAUAUUCACUGUAGAGCAUCACACAAAAAUUAAAGGCGUGUAUUACCUGCGCGGGUGACUAGCUACUUCUCAAAUAUUGUCGAUAACGUAGGCGAGGCUGGUAUUACUGUAAGAGCGAUUUGAUUGUACUGGGCAGAGUAGCAGGUUUAAGCUAAUGCUGGUGUUUGUCACCACCAGAUAUGGACAGCCUGCUCUAUCAGCUUCAUGGGAAGCUCUUUAUGGUUUUUACUGAAUCAAGCUUAAAUCUAUCUCGUGUGGAUGGACGGUGAUUUUUGGUCUUGGUGGGCUAGAGUUCAUUAGAGAAGAGCUGAGCACGUCCGGGGAGAGAGUCUCGUCAUUGCCGCACAGAGCAGCAGACAUGUCAGCCUAACAAAUCACUGGUGUGUAGAUGCAGUCAUAUCAGAUAUGUUGGAAAGGCAAAAAGGAUCAUGAUGAGACAGAUAUUCAGAGCUACUGUCACACAAUGGAUCUUUGGUUCUUUCUGUUUCCUCACUCUGCGUUUACCUCAGCAUCAGUUAAGCUUUAAAUGGGACUAUUUGAGCAUAACAUCCUGAAGGAAGUUUCACACAGAAAUUUUAAAAGUGCCAUGAAAACUAUUUUCAUUAUUAUAAUGCAUUCUUUGCACAUUUUUCCACAUUGAAUUUGGCCUACUAUAUAUAUAUAUAUAUAUAUAUAUAUAUAUAUACACAUAUAAAUAACAAAGUUAAACUGAAAGUACCUGAGGGCACAUCAUUAUAAACUAAUUAAACAAAAUGAUAAAAGGUAACUUAGCAAUUUAACUUUAUCUUAUCUGAAGCCAAUUUAUAACCUUUGUGGAAAACAGUGCACUGCCACCUGAUGACCACUUUUUGUCACUAAAGACAGACAUGUACCCAAAGGUAGUUCACUAAAAACAGAGACAGAUAGAUAGAAUAUGGUAUGGGUGGAGAAUCACUGCUACAGCUUCAAAAUAUCAAAAACCAAAUAUCCUAAAAGUCGUUCCAAAGACUAUAAGCAAAGCAUCUGCAGACGUUAAUACUCAUUUAGUGAACUGCAUGCACACAGCUAAAUCCUAUCUUAUCAUUCAUCAACUAAAGAAGUGUUUCCAAACACAUUCAAACACAUUUCUGUUAAAUAAUCAUAAUCUUUGUGAGAGAUGACAAACGGCUUUGAUUUUGUAAAGGCCUUUUAACUACAUAAACUGUGUAUUUAAGCUAUAGUACGUUGCUUGAUCUCUAACUUUGCUGUACUGAACUGUAAUUGCAUUUCUCCAGAAUAGACGGUUCCUGUUUGCCUUUGAUAUUAUCUAUUAAUGUGUAGAAGAUAUGAAGUAAUGUUUGCAUGCAUACAAAUGGACUGGGCUUGGAAACAGCUAAGGUCCUGUGUAUCUUGUCCAGAACAGGACUGUUAUACUCAAACACUGAAGUGAUCACAGAACUGAAAUGUAGAGUUUCAACCAAUUAAAUGAUCACUUACAUUGUAAAUGUUUACCUGAUGAAAAUGUACACAUUGUAAUACAUCAAUUAAAACACUUUAGAAACUA